Molecule: messenger RNA, 1868 nt
Organism: Clupea harengus (Atlantic herring)
Lineage: Eukaryota; Metazoa; Chordata; Actinopteri; Clupeiformes; Clupeidae
Gene: unc119b
Product: protein unc-119 homolog B-like
Exons: 5
Coding region: 156-884 (242 amino acids)
Biological process (GO): nervous system development; lipoprotein transport; cilium assembly
Cellular component (GO): cilium
Molecular function (GO): lipid binding
Source: RefSeq, a predicted model, not a curated record
GAGUAACUAUGGUAACCAACUUGCACGUUUAGCCAAUCACGAGCUAGUCUUUUCAGCAUAGGUUCUCCAUAGAGACGCGCGACGCCAUCUUGACUUAAGAAGUUCCAUUUUUCAUACGCAGCUGGCGCGCGCUCUGCACAGUAAACAUCGGCGAUAUGAGCAGUCAAAGCUCCCGAAAUGAUUCAGCUGCCACUGUCAACGGCUCGGAAACUACGGUCUCUGGGAGGGAUCGAAAGCCAGGUGGAAGUGUUUUAAAAAGGCUGAAAUCGCGAAAAAAUCAGACAGAUAGACGGCCUGUUACGGAGGAUGAACUACGGGCACUGGGGAAAGACAUUACUCCAGACGGUGUCCUCGGGCUUCGCUCUGUCACCCGUGACUACCUCUGCAAGCCAGAAGACAACCUCUACAACAUUGACUUCAUACGCUUCAAGAUAAGAGAUCUGGAAACCAAUACAGUGCUCUUUGAGAUUGCCAAACCUCAAAACUGUGACGUAUUGGAUGAGGAUGAUGAAAAUGGAGAGGUUGAUUCCAGUGCAGGGCGUUUUGUGCGUUAUCAGUUCACUCCAGCAUUCCUUAGGCUGCGCACUGUUGGAGCCACCGUGGAGUUUACGGUGGGAGACCAGGCAGUGCAAAACUUCCGGAUGAUUGAGAGACACUAUUUCCAGGAUCGUCUGCUGAAGAGUUUUGACUUCGACUUCGGAUUCUGCAUCCCCAGCAGCCGUAACACGUGUGAGCACAUCUACGAGUUCCCACAGCUCCCAGAGGACAUGAUCCGUCAGAUGGUUGAGCAUCCAUAUGAGACCAGGUCAGACAGCUUCUACUUUGUGGACAACAAACUCAUCAUGCACAACAAAGCAGAUUACGCCUACAAUGGAGGUCAGUAGUGUCUGGAGACUGUGGAGCAGAAAGCAUUUGGCGUGCGUGGUGUGGACAUCCAGGAGGACCUGUUCCACACACACACACACCAUCUGCAACACCCCCCACUCCCCAACACCCAGCUCGGAUUGGACUCUUGCCUCUGCCCGUUGCUCCUUGACGAGUCACCUUAAGAGGACCAACCUUCUGCCUUUCAAAGAUGUUUCCGUUAUUGUUUUUAUAGCAAGAAAAUAACCUCUUCUCUCUGUCUUUAUGAUUCCUACACAUGGAUGUUUGGUGUCGUCAUACACAAUUUAUAAUGCCUUUUCCCCCUGAUUUUUUUUCUGUGUGCAAGUCAGGUUAUACCACAUUCCAACUUGUGUUUGUGUGUGUGUGCGGGUCCAGUCUGAAUCAUGCUUUUACUCUCUGGGAUGAGGCUUUGUGCAUGACAUGACUGCCAGCAUGAUUCAGUGGUUUUCCCAGUGAAAGAGGGAUGUAGACGAACCCCCCACACCACCAACUGUAGCAGUCAGAUGAUUCAAGGAGAGAAAGUGACACAGAGAUAGUUGAUGGUUAACCCAUAGCAUUCUCAGCCUUUUGAAGCAAAGCCUAGUUAGAGUUGAGUGAACUUUUCCCCAGAGGGUAACUAAUGGCUCAGUCUGUACCCUGGUCUACUUCCUGAAGCCAGACUACACUCUGAACUUAUGCAGACCCUGAGAUAGAACCACAUCUUUUGUAGAAGAAGGGAAAAAAAACACAAAAUUUCAAGGCUGGUGUUUAACACGCAUAGAAGGAUAUUCUUUAUGUUUGGUUCAUAGCUCUGUGUACGGCUCCAAAUGUAAUGUGGACCACUCCUUUAUGACUUAAGGACACACGUUUCCAGCUUGUAGUGCAGGUUUGCACUUCUGUGACUCCUGCCAUGGGGUUUUCUGGUGCUGUGGAUCAUCGGAAUCAGCUGAAGACCUUGUGUGUGUGUGUGUGUGUGUGCGUGUGCGUGUGCGUGUGCGUGUGCG